CGAGGCCCCGCCCCCUCCUCCUCAAGAUGGCUCCCUCCCUUCUCCUCCCGUCGUGCCCCGCGGCGGCCGGAAGCAGCGGCGGGGUCAGCGCGCGGGGGCCGCACCGGAGACCUCGACGCUGAGGCGGUCGGUCGGAUGGCGGAGUCCGGGCCGCAGCCGCCGGGCGGCGGCCCCAGCCGACACGAGAAGAGCCUGGGGCUCCUCACCACCAAGUUCGUGUCGCUGCUGCAGGAAGCCAAGGACGGCGUGCUCGACCUCAAGCUGGCAGCAGACACCCUGGCAGUGCGGCAGAAGAGGCGCAUCUAUGAUAUCACAAAUGUCCUGGAGGGCAUUGGACUUAUCGAGAAGAAGUCCAAGAACAGUAUUCAGUGGAAAGGUGUGGGCCCCGGCUGCAACACCCGCGAGAUCGCCCACAAGCUGAUUGAGCUGAAGGCCGAGAUCGAGGAUCUGGAGCAGCGGGAGCGAGAGCUGGAGCAGCAGAAAAUGUGGGUGCAGCAGAGCAUCCGAAAUGUUUCUGACGAUGUCCAGAACAAUCGGUUAGCCUAUGUGACGGAUGAGGACCUCUGCAAAUGCUUUGCAGGUGACACGCUGCUAGCCAUUCGAGCUCCAUCGGGUACCCAGCUAGAAGUUCCUGUUCCCGAGGGCUUGAACGGGCAAAAGAAAUACCAGAUCCACCUGAAGAGUACAAGCGGUCCAAUCGACGUCCUGCUCGUCAAUAAGGACGUCUGGAGCUCUCCUCCAGUAGUACUACCUGUCCCUCCCCCAGAAGACCUUAUUCAGUGCCGGCCAGUUACUCCUUCCAAGUCCCACUCUCAAGAAGCAUCCCUUCCCAGUGGCACACACCCUUCCGCACCUGGGCCCAACAGCAUUCAGGACCAGAACCCUGCUGCUCAGAAAACACCCAGCACCACAGACAGCGGCAUCUCGACUGCAGAAUCUAGAAGCAGCAGGGACCUGGACUCGCUCACCCCUUCGACAGCUCCCACUAGCCCUCCGGCCGGGCUGGACACACAGCCCCUCCAGUCCUCCGCCUUGCUGGACAGCAGCUCCGUCCUGCCCAGUCCCUCAUCCUCCUUUGAGCCAAUCAAACCAGACCCCACAGAAAUACUGGAGCUUCCCAAAGAGCUUUCAGAGAUGUUCGAUCCAACGAGAGAGUGCAUGAAUUCUGAGCUGCUUGAAGAGCUAAUGUCCUCCGAAGUGUUCGCUCCCUUGCUGCGCCUCUCCCCGCCUCCUGGAGACCACGACUACAUCUACAACCUGGACGAGAGCGAAGGGGUGUGUGACCUUUUCGACGUGCCUAUCCUCAACCUCUGACUCUUGGGUGGCUGUCUGGAUGGACUUUGGGAUGCGCUGAUACACAUAUAUAUUUUUUAUAAAAAGAAACUGUCUAUGGGGGGAGAAAAGCCCCUUUGCGGUUUGGGGAUUCCUUUAUUUUUUUGCUAGUUGCUUGAGUGACUCACCUGAGCUGCUGUAGUUUGAAUGUGAGACUGAGAGGGCGGACUUCCUUCCUUCCAUCCAAGGCUUGGCAGCCUCUUUAUUUGGGACUUCUCCCUUUCCCACAUCACACGGGCCACGUCCCUGAUUUUUUUUUAACCUCCAUUCUCGCUGGCCUUUCCCUGGAUCCCAGGCCUCCAUCCCAGAUGGACUUGCUAUCGAAUCUUCCUGUCGAGCUGAAGAGCUUUCUCAGGUUCACCUGCCCGCUUUUGGCUUUCCUGCACUCCUGGAGACACUUUUGUAUUAAGAACCUGAGGGGGCUGAUCCGCAGUCCGGUGCGCUUGGGAGAGCAAAGGGUCAGCCCAUCUCGUACUUUGUCCUUGUCGCUAACGUGACUGCGCUUUCUUUGGCAAUCAUACUUUUUUUUGUGCAGUGAGGGGGGCGGGAGGCUGAUGCCAGAUAGAUCCCGGCAGCCUCACUUGGCAUUGGUUUUCCUGUAGGGCAGGUGGUUGAAGGCGGCCUUUCAGAGUAUAGUCCCUCUUUAUUUCAAGGCAUAGCGAUCUGUAUUGCUCAGAAGGCCUCCGUGAGUGGAGCAGUUGUGUUCUAGCUGUGUAGGUGAACAAAAAAAAAGGGGGGGGGGGAAUCCAUCUUUGCACAGUCACUUUCCUCCGAAGAGACAUAAUUGAGAAAUGGAUUACUCUGAAUUGCAGCUCUGGCGUAUUUGGCAAGGAAAUGUCUCUUUGGGACCUUUCUGCAAAAAAGCUGCAAGCUGUGCCCUGCCAGGCCCUGAGCUGUACAGCAGAAGCUGGUGGUGGUAUUCCAUAGCUUACCUGGUCAGCCUGAGGACAAUACUUAGGUGCUGAGCCUGGGCUGUGGUGGCGGAGUGAAAUUGAGGGCUGCAGAACUGCUUUGCUAAGUGUGCUAAGUAUUCCCUCACCACACUUCAGACUGAGCGAUGUUGCUGCGCUAGCGUCUCUCUCCCUUUCUUAGGCUUCUCCUGUACCUUCUGGUUGCAGAUGUUUUAGGUUUUUACCCCCUGGUUGAUCAUCUGAAGGGAGAAUGAGAAAUCUCCCUUUUGCACUUCUGGAAGUCCCUCCCUCGGGCAGCUGAAUCAUCGCUUCCUCUCUGCUCUUAACCCUGCAGCGAAAAACUCUCACGCCCCAGCCCUUAGAGGUUUAUCCGCUUCCCAGCAGUAGAAGAGUCGCAGCAGCUAAAGAGCUUCCCCCCAAACCUUGCUCUGUGGAAUGAAGUCCAACUUCAGUGAGCCUUGCUGGGCCUGUCAAUAUGUUUAGGGACUGCAGGUGGGUUUGCAUCUACACCAUCCCCAGGACCAGGGAGUGCUUUUCUGUUGCAGAGAAGUGCUGGCCCUUCGUUGUGGGGAGAACAUGCAAUCCUUUGCAGAGUUGUUCCUAUCUCAGAUGUGUUGCAGUUAUAACGGGCUUAGACUGGAGUAACUCUGCAUAACAUUGCAAUUCUAGUCCUACUUGCUGGAAGUGGUGAACUACAGGCCUGCACGCCUCUGUCUUUCGCAGGGGGUUUACCUUUUGCUGCACACAGCCCUCCAGAAUAGAAGCUUGUUACUAUUUCCAGAGGCUUAGAGGCUUGUGAAACAGCUGCUUGGCUUUUUCUGGGCUUUUCUGAGUGUGUGUCUCUGCUCCCACACCCCCAUGCCUCUAGGAAGCUAAGUGGCUCCCCCUGCUGCCUCGUUUGGUUGUUCACUUGCGUCCCUUGACCUUUGUGUGUGAUGGAGUGGCUCUGAUAGCAGUCCCUCCCCCUUUUGCUUAUCCGUGCUGUCGAUCUGUUAGAUGACGUCUGGAAAAGAAGAUACCUAGAGAGAUGUACAAUGGGAAAAGUGAAUUUUGAUUCCUAUAUAAAGAUUAUUUUUAUACUUUUUUUGCAGCAAAAAAUGAAACUUGCCUGUAAUAUUUGUACAGUGGGGUUUGUUUGUUUUUUUGAAUGAAUGAAUGAAUAAACUGAUCCUUUCCAA
Heteronotia binoei (common prickly gecko) is the source of this 3421-nucleotide messenger RNA. RefSeq names its product E2F transcription factor 4 (gene E2F4). Gene Ontology annotation, cellular component: RNA polymerase II transcription regulator complex. The transcript is spliced from 10 exons. Gene Ontology annotation, molecular function: protein dimerization activity; DNA-binding transcription factor activity, RNA polymerase II-specific; RNA polymerase II cis-regulatory region sequence-specific DNA binding. Gene Ontology annotation, biological process: regulation of transcription by RNA polymerase II. The coding region runs from base 136 to 1314 and encodes 392 amino acids. Lineage: Eukaryota; Metazoa; Chordata; Lepidosauria; Squamata; Gekkonidae. The record is from RefSeq and is a predicted model, not a curated record.